UUUGUGGGUUGUGGCUGGUAUAUAGUGUCACUGUCAGCAGAUUAUCCUGAGUGUGUAUUCAUCAGUGGAUCAGUGGAUAAUGGCUACUCUUGAUACUGGACUAUGUCUUUGUUUCUUCUUCUUGUUCCUAACUCAAGUUGUGGUUGGGUUGGAUCCAGUAAAUCAAGUCAAUUUUAAAGUGCCACUAGCUUAUCCAAAAUUUGAUCAGUGUGAUCCAGCCUGGGCUAAUGAUAUGAUGGCUGACAAGACUGUCUGUAAAGUUGGUUGUCUGAUGACUAGUGUUUCCAUGGCGAUCCGAUAUUACAACAUAACAAUAAACAACAAGGAGGCAACCCCUGGUAUCCUCAACCAGUGGCUGAGGACUAAUGGGGGCUAUGAUAAUGAGAGUGACCUCUAUGAACCAGCACUCGACAAACUAUCAAAUAAAAUAAAAUAUAUUGGAAAACAAAAAGAAUUGAUGUGGAGUGAUAUUGUUGAUAAUUUGAAUAAUGGAACAGUGACUAUAGCUAAUGUGAAACAUGGAAAGCAUUUUGUACUAAUGGUUGGAUACACUGAACCAGUCAGUGACUCAUGGCUUGUGAAUGAUCCGUAUCCUCCAUUUAAUCAAACUGUAUAUACGACUGAUGAAAUCGUAGGCUAUCGAGUGUUCACAAUGUAACUGAUUAUCAGUAAAAGUAUCGUUCAAAAA
Messenger RNA from Amphimedon queenslandica, 688 nucleotides. RefSeq lists its product as uncharacterized. The record is from RefSeq and is a predicted model, not a curated record. NCBI's taxonomy places the organism in Eukaryota, Metazoa, Porifera, Demospongiae, Haplosclerida, Niphatidae. Bases 80 to 658 code for a protein of 192 amino acids. The transcript is spliced from 6 exons.